This is a messenger RNA of Culex pipiens pallens (northern house mosquito), 1174 nucleotides long. Its product is annotated as nicotinamide riboside kinase 1-like. Gene Ontology annotation, biological process: GPI anchor biosynthetic process. NCBI's taxonomy places the organism in Eukaryota, Metazoa, Arthropoda, Insecta, Diptera, Culicidae. Gene Ontology annotation, cellular component: cytoplasm; endoplasmic reticulum membrane; dolichol-phosphate-mannose synthase complex. Gene Ontology annotation, molecular function: enzyme regulator activity. The record is from RefSeq and is a predicted model, not a curated record. The transcript has 2 exons. The coding region runs from base 165 to 977 and encodes 270 amino acids.
GCUGGAUUCAUUCGCUGUUCCCGGAUAGGAAGUUUGCAUUUUUGGUUCCGGCAGUGUUCGGCGUGUGCUUCAUCGGAGGACUGUCGGUAUUCACGCUGUAUCACUUGAGGAGCGUCAAGCAGAACUGAAACUAUUAACAGGUCCACCUCGAGCCUAGAUGCACGAUGGAGACGUGGCUGGUGAUCGGAAUCUCCGGCGUUACCAACGGCGGUAAAACCACGCUGGCCAAAUCGCUGCUCAGCUACUUCAGCGACAACCUGAACAAGAUCAUCUUCAAGGAGAACAUUACCCUGAACAAGGUAACGAUGCUGUCCCAAGACGAUUACUUCCUGCCGGUGGACAGCCCCAAGCACAAAGUGGUCGAGAAGCUGAACCACAUCAACUGGGAGAUUCCGUCGUCGAUCGACAUGGACAAGAUGUGCCACGACAUCAUGAAGAUCCUCGGCCACAAGUUCAUCCUGUACAACUGCCACCAGCUGAGUAAGAGUGAGGGAGACAACAACAUUGCCGAACAGGUCGAACCCGAUUCCGCGGCCGACGAGGACAACAUCUUCGCGGAUCAUUUCCUCAGCAAUUACCUGAACCGAUACGACGAGGCGUGCGCGGCCACUGCCGGAAACCAAAGAACCUCUAACCUCAUCAAAAAGUCCAAAAAUGAAUCAUUCCAAAACAUGAACAUCAAGCUGAACGUGCUGCUGAUCGAAGGCUUCCUCAUCUUCAACCAUCCGUUCACGUUGGAUCUGUGCAACAUCAAGUUCCACCUUCAUUUGCCGUACGAAAAGUGUUACGCAAGGCGGAUUGAACGGACGUACGAUCCACCGGACGUGGUGGGCUACUUUGAGAUGUGCGUUUGGCCGCUGUACGAGAAGCACUUCAAGGAGUUCAAGGACCAGCCGGACAUUUUCAUGCUCAACGGAGAGAUUGCCAAGGAGAACAUCUUCAACUACGUGCUGAACUGCGUCAAGAAUUUGCUGUGAGCAGAGCAGGGACGAGCCAGAGCACACUAACGAUAAUUCCAACAAUACAGGCGUUGUGGUAACUGUGGUUCCUUUUUUAUUCUUGAAACAUAACUGACUUUUAACUCAUACAAGGGCUAAGACGAGUAGUAUUUUCGACCGUUUGUAAAUUUUAACUAAUAUUUUUAAACAAAUAAAGCAUUCAAAAUGUGAAUGGA